AUGAACAAAAAUAAUUUGACAAAGUAUUACAACAGAGACGGCAGCGAAAAGGUUUUAAGAUAUAAUUAUACUGCCGUAAAAAGAAGGCGAUUUUACUCAAAAGUAAUGACAUGUUUUAAAAUAAAGAGUUAUCGAAAACUGACCGCUAUAAUCGUCUUUGAAAUCAACCUCAAAAUCAUCCUUUUCUUUCGGUUCAAGUACGGGUUGAAGAACAACAAGGAGAAAAUACCGCGGUUAUACCAGACUGUCCUGUCUGCUAUUCCUACAAACUCUAGUACCUUAAAGUGCUCUAUACACUAUAAUAUACAGCUGAUGCAGAAGAGUUUCCCAAAAAGCAUGUAUGAGCAAGUCGCUAGCACACAGAAAAACUUACCUAAAGUCCCAAUACUCAGCAUCCAGUUCAACCCCUUUGAUCCUCCCGUAUCAAAUACACGCUUUUUUUUUACGUGUAUAAAACAUGACCGCAGAUCGUUAAAUGACACAAAUGUGAAAUAUGAACGACUCGCUAUCAAUUUACCCUGUGCCAUCUGGGAAGCUAUUUACCUCAAUUGUCGGAACCAAACAUUGCUCAAUUCCUCAUCGACUCUGCACACAAGUUACGCGCUAAAAACGCCUGCGUUCAUAUCCUACAACAAGAGAUCCUGUCAGGAGUGA
This is a messenger RNA of Phycomyces blakesleeanus NRRL 1555(-), 654 nucleotides long. RefSeq lists its product as hypothetical. The record is from RefSeq and is a predicted model, not a curated record. Bases 1 to 654 code for a protein of 217 amino acids. Lineage: Eukaryota; Fungi; Mucoromycota; Mucoromycetes; Mucorales; Phycomycetaceae. The transcript is spliced from 5 exons.